CAAACUUGUGACUGAAGUCAAAACUCUGCUACGUGGACUCUCGGACUGGGGUUAACUAAAUCGACUAAUCUAGGACUAAGAUCUGCAGCUGAGUUUCGUCAUCGGAAGUCAAGGCAGCAUACGAAAUUCCAGCCGUAUCACCACCACAACUAAGUGUUUUUUAAGACAGUAUUAACCAGCUGCCCGCUAAGGUCAUGGCCGAUACAACUAUAAAGUGCUAGCGGCAUGCAGUUUGAUAUCAGUAGCGGUGGCCUUUGAAAUGUUUGGCUUUGCAAUCACCGUAGCUGCUGCUACCUGUGAUCUGGAUCUUACCAUCAGCCAGAUUGGUCUUCUAGCUAGUUCACCGUUUGCAGGCUUACUCUUUGCAUACCCAUGGGGCUACUAUGCUGACACACGAGGAAGGAAAAGCGCCUUGCUGCUCUCCACUUCAAUUGGAUUUAUUUUUGGACUUCUAGGGAGUUUCUCAGUCAAUUGGCAGAUGAUGCUAGCGUUCAAGAUUAUUGGGUGUAGCUUCUCUACUGCAUCAUUCACGCUUACAAUGACAUACCUCGGAGAGUGUACCAGAGACAGGAAUAGAGGACAAUAUAUCUUCAUAAUGAUGAGCAUGAAUUUAGCAAGUGAAAUGUUGUCUUAUGGUCUAGCCUACAUCAUUCUACCUUUGACAUUUGCGUGCCCCAUACCCUUGUUAUCUAUUACAUUCAACUCUUGGCGUCUUUUCUCGAUGGUUUUGUGUAUGCCACUUGGUUUCGGCGCCAUUUUCAUGUGGACCCUGCAAGAGAGCCCUAAAUUCUUAGCAGACAGAGGAGACGGAGAUGAAGCUUUACAGGUCCUGAAGACGAUGUUUGUGGCGAAUGGGAAUAAAGAACACGAAUUUCCGGUUAAGUCGCUUCAGUCAACGGUCAGCGUCGCCAAAGAAAUUUCCUGUUGUGUUACACUUGGGCAACAAAUAGGCCAACUGUUUAAGCCACCAUUAUUGUGGAGGACAUUGCAGCUGUUCUAUUUAUUAUCACUUACUUGUUCUAUAAACAACACUAUUGUGAUGUGGUUCCCAACGAUGCUAGAUAUUGUUUUCAAAUCGUUUUCAUCAGAUGGAGCGCAGGUUUCAUUCUGUGAAAGUAUAACGGAGGACUCUGUUUCGCAUAGAAACUCUAAUGCACCCUGCACUGGAACAUUAUCUGAAGAAACAAUUUUUUCUGGUAUUAUUGCAAGUUUAUUUUUCGUAGUAGUGAACCUUUGUGUUGCGAAAUUGGCGACGUGGCGACGCCAGAUUUUGAUGGGCUCUCUUUUUAUUUCUGGAGUCAGUUGUGUUAUGAUAAUAGUAUUGAGACAGCCCAUAGCAAGCAUAAUAUUCUUCACAUUGGCUCAAAUAACUGCCAUCGGGAUCGGGAGCAUCGCAUCUUAUUUCGUCGACUUAUAUCCCACAUCCUGCAGAGGUCUCGCACCAAGCUUGGGCUUCAUGUUAGGUCGUUUCGUAUCUCUAACGGCUGUGAUAUUAAUCGGAGGAACUAUCGUGAACCAUUGCAACGCUAUUUUCUAUACUUCUGCUACGUUGGCUUUUUCUGGCGCGGCCGUUGCGUUAUUACUUCCAUAGGCCAUUACAUAUAAGCGAACAUGUCUUAUGACAAAAUUAAAAAAUAAAAGUUUUCUUAAAAUAAGGUAACUAUUGGGAUCUCAUAUUGCUUAGACACUUCUUCCAUUGCUAUCAUCGUUAUUCUGGAUCUAUAAAACAAUGGUACAUAGGAAGCCAUUAUAAGAAGAAAAACUAAUAUAUUUAUAAGCAAUCUACAAUCGAACAAUAGUUGACUCAGAAUUGACAAAGACUCUCUUUUGUCAACUGUCAUAUUGAGAUUGUUAUCAUUCUGUGCUCAAUACUCGCGUCUAUUUAAGGUUGUUUAACCUAUUUAGUACUCAAAACCUAGAAAUUAUCGCCACAUUCACGUUCUCAUGCAAAUUCAAAUUUAAAAUCAUUUAUCCAUUUUGUUAACAAAAUGUACACUUAUGAACGUCAAUAAAGAAAUUUGUACGUA
Molecule: messenger RNA, 2027 nt
Organism: Pieris napi
Lineage: Eukaryota; Metazoa; Arthropoda; Insecta; Lepidoptera; Pieridae
Product: synaptic vesicle glycoprotein 2C-like
Exons: 11
Coding region: 260-1591 (443 amino acids)
Biological process (GO): transmembrane transport
Molecular function (GO): transmembrane transporter activity
Source: RefSeq, a predicted model, not a curated record